GCACCACCAUGACUCAAAAGAGAAGAAAUUGCGGACGUAACAAGCACGGCCGUGGCCACGUCAAGUUUGUUCGCUGCGUCAAUUGCAGCCGCGCUGUCCCCAAGGACAAGGCCAUCAAGCGCUGGACGAUCCGUAACAUGGUUGAAACCGCUGCCAUUCGUGACAUGUCCGAAGCUUCCGUCUACAGCGAGUACACCAUUCCCAAGUUGUACGUCAAGUUGCAAUACUGUGUUUCUUGCGCUAUUCACUCUCGUGUGGUCCGUGUUCGCUCUCGCGAUGGCCGUCGUAUCCGCACUCCCCCUCCUCGUGUGCGCUACAACCGUGACGGCAAGAAGCUUAACCCUGCUACCGUCGCCAAAAACUUGUAGAUAAAGACAAAUGCACAUUUAUUUUGAGUUUUAAUGCGUACAUGCUUAGAUUUCAAGUUUCAGUAUCUGUGUAGUUAGUUUGCCAGUAUGUAAUCCUUCAUAGAUUCAAGCUGAAAGGGUAGUGCUGUAAUAUAUGCAUUAAAACUUUGAUCUAGUUGUCUGUGCUUUUAUUACUUUCGAGU
Schizosaccharomyces octosporus yFS286 is the source of this 550-nucleotide messenger RNA. RefSeq names its product 40S ribosomal protein S26. NCBI's taxonomy places the organism in Eukaryota, Fungi, Ascomycota, Schizosaccharomycetes, Schizosaccharomycetales, Schizosaccharomycetaceae. The record is from RefSeq and is a predicted model, not a curated record. Gene Ontology annotation, cellular component: cytosolic small ribosomal subunit; ribosome. Gene Ontology annotation, biological process: translation. Gene Ontology annotation, molecular function: structural constituent of ribosome; mRNA binding. The transcript is spliced from 2 exons. The coding region runs from base 9 to 368 and encodes 119 amino acids.